Molecule: messenger RNA, 2051 nt
Organism: Cryptococcus deneoformans JEC21
Lineage: Eukaryota; Fungi; Basidiomycota; Tremellomycetes; Tremellales; Cryptococcaceae
Product: transcriptional activator, putative
Exons: 8
Coding region: 209-1927 (572 amino acids)
Biological process (GO): positive regulation of DNA-templated transcription
Cellular component (GO): Set1C/COMPASS complex
Source: RefSeq, a predicted model, not a curated record
CACUCGCGAGAUAUACCUGGUAUUGCUAGCUUCGACCUCAUAAUCAGUGAGAGGAACUAUCGGCACAGCGAUAUCCUCACCGCUUGCAGACUGUCACCUUGCAGCUACCCUUACGGACUGUCUAGCUGCUUGGUUGACGCUUUGCCCUUGUCUUAUCAACAACGCGACAGCGAAAUCGUUUCGCAAAAAGGCGUUUGUGACAUCCACAAUGUCCGAAGCUGGAGAAAACAGAGAGGAGGAUAGCGGGGCCAAGCUACAGACAUCCGAGCUGGAACAAAAUGACUUGGGUCACGAAGAACGGGAAAGUAAGAGGAGAAAAUUAGACAACGGAGAGGAAUCAGCAGAACAAAUUGUUUCACGACAAGCCUCACCAGUGCCAAAUCCUUCACAGGAGGGAGAAUCACCUUCUGCUACAGAACAGCCACCAGCAAAAGCCCUCACUCCCUCUGUGCCCUCCCCAAAACAAUCAUCCGCGAAACCUGAUAUCAUCGCCGCACCCGAGCCGGCUGAGGUGCUCAACGUCCUUCCCGCUGCUACCAUAGGGCCCAUCAACGGUACGGAGAACGAACCUUCAGGACAGCCACUCAAUGUCUCCGUUUGUUCCCCUCCCACGAUGGUGAAGGAUGAGGAUAUAGAGAUUGUGGAUGGAACAGUUCCCGAGUUUGCACCUGCGCCUGUUAGAGACGAAAACGAAAUGAUAAAAAAGGAAGAUGUAUCUACUCCUGCUGCGGCCGACUCACCGGCUACAGAAAAGGAUGAGGUUUCAUCGGCCAAGGGGAAAACAAAAUCCGCUCUUGUGUCAAAAUCCCAAGCUAGCAAGGGGAAGAAGGCACCUGCAAAGAAGGGCAAAGCAAAGACAAAGGUGGAAGAAUUAAAAGGGAGCAAGGAACGUUCUGCAAGUGUUUCCGAAUCACGCGAUUCGACUCCUCCUGUGUCGACCGAUCAAAGCCAAUUUACCUCCCCUUCCGGAGCUCCCAUAGACUCCAACGCUGUCUAUUGUAUUUGUCGCAGACCAGAUACCGACGACGACGACGGUCUGAUGGUCGGGUGUGAGAGCUGUGAUGGGUGGUUCCAUGCGUCUUGCGUGGGCCUGGAUGAGGAGAUGGUGGAGCUGCUGGAUGUUUAUAUCUGUAAGAGCUGUGAACGAAGUACAGCUCAAAGGACGAUAUAUAAGCAGGUUUGUAAAAGAGACGGGUGUAGGAAAUCUGUUGCUGGAUCGAGCUCCAAGUUUUGCUCUUCACAAUGUGCAUUUAGAUAUUCGCAAGCUAUGCUAGGCGCGAUCACCAACAAAACCGCAAUCAAGCAGUUAAGCAAAGCUCUCACAUCUUUUCCUCGGCCCAAACUCGGAGUGACCGUGGAACAUCACGUUCCGGCAAAGUCAGAAACCUCAAUCUUCUCAGUGUACGAUGACACUCAAACUCAGCUUUUAACUCUCCAAAAACGACAGGAAGGUGCACAAAAGGCCAUGGAACGCAUACAAAAGCGUCAAGCCCUUUUGCGAAACGCGGUGGACAGAUGCGAACAAUUACCGCCCAUCGCAGCGACUGAAACUGAAGAAUCGCAACAAAAAGGCAAGAAACGUAAAGCCGGGCGACCGGCAGACGACAGACCGUGUGGGUGGGAAGCUAGCCUGAUCGCCGAGGACGAAGAAGUAGAAGAAUUAGUCAAGGGGGAAGGAGAUGAAAUGGAAGUGGUUGAAGGAGAAAGAGAGGUGUGCAUGCUUCCAAGAAGGAGGUGUGACCGGCAUCAGGGAUGGCAGAAGACUGUCGCUGUAUCUCUGGAUCUCGAAUUGGCCACUUUGACGCGCACGUAUGAAAGCCUGCAGGAGAAUCAGCGAUUGAUAGAAGAGGCCAAUCAAGCCUUGAAAAUAUCCGAAGAGGCUCGAGAAAUGUUUUUGGCGAAAAAACAGGCUGUGAAGCGCAAAUAGACCGCACGGCAUCGUUUGUCACUCAUCAUCAUUGCAUUAAGAGGUUAUAUGCUUUGGUGGCAUUGAGAUUUUGCGAGUAUAAAAAUAAAAAAGCAUACAUAGCCUUCCGUAUGUAUUAGGCUGG